AUGACAUCUCUUCCUCUACCCAAUCUGGUCUCCUUCACCAAGACAUGGCAUAACGAACCAUACCCUUUCAUCUCCCCUACAAGACCCGAGCUAUCAGUCUCCAAGAAGAACAUUGUCAUCACAGGCGGCGGCCACGGAAUUGGUCGAGCCAUUGGUAUUGCCUUCGCUCAAGCCAAUGCAAAGUCUGUUGCAAUUGUUGGAAGAAGUCGUGAACGUUUGGAAACAGCAGCAACAGUGAUCCGCGCUGCCAACCCGUCAACUACUGUCUUGUUUGAAGUUGCAGAUACUACACAGCGAGAGUCGAUCAACCAAGCUUUGAAGAACAUCGUUGAUAAGACUGGCAAGAUUGAUAUUUUCGCUGCCAAUGCUGGUAUACUCCCAGUGUACGGCCCAGUCAUGGGAUAUCCAGAAGAAGAACUCUUUCGAAGCCUCAUGAUCAAUACCAUGGGUGCGUUCAAUUCGAUACAAGCAUUUCUUCCACUGGCAGCACCAGGAGCCAAACUUUUCAACACAAGCUCCGGGAUAGGCCAUUGGCAGCCGAACGAGGCGGUUACGGGCGACUUCGCGUACGCAGCUGCAAAAGCAGCAGCGAUCAAGAUGUUCGACUACGUGGCUUUUGAGAACCCGUGGCUUCAUGUUGUUAGCUUCCAGCCGGGUAUCAUAGCAACGGGCAUCAAUCCCGACAUCACAGUGGGUUUUGAUACGGUGGAAUUACCUGCUCACUUCAUGGUCUGGCUUGCUUCGAAGGAAGCGGAAUUUCUAAAGGGGAAGUUUGUUUGGGCAAAUUGGGAUGUGCAAGAACUCAUGGCUCGAGAGGAUGAGAUUAAGAAUUCCAUGCUUUUCAGACUGUCGCUGAAUGGGGUCGAUAUGUAG
Molecule: messenger RNA, 873 nt
Organism: Fusarium venenatum
Lineage: Eukaryota; Fungi; Ascomycota; Sordariomycetes; Hypocreales; Nectriaceae
Cellular component (GO): intracellular anatomical structure
Molecular function (GO): oxidoreductase activity, acting on NAD(P)H, oxygen as acceptor
Source: RefSeq, a predicted model, not a curated record